UGCAGGCAAUUCUCCUGAUUACAAAUAUCGCUGUUACAUUACGAUCUUUCAAGAAUUGAAUAGAAAAUUAAUGCGGUUACGCAGGAAAAUCUAUAAUCCGCGAUUUUCUGAAGUAUGUAAAAGGCAUACAUCUUCACAUAUUUAAUUUAUAGAAUAUCAUCCAAAAGAGUUUCAGCUGGCUCCGAUGUAUGUCAAUAAAGCUUUCAAAGAAUCGCUGUUUAAAGAGAUGGAAGCAAUUCUUCUGAUUACAAAUAUCGCUGUUACAUUAAUUGAGAUUUUUCACCAGGAAUUGAAAAGAAAAUUAAUGAAGAUGGUUACGCAAGAAAAUCUAUCCGACAUUUUCUAAAGUCUGUAAAAGGCGUUAUAGAUUUUUACAUAUAUAAUUAUAAUAGAAUGAUCAUACAAGAGAGGUUAAGUUGGUACCGAUGUAUGUUAAGAAAGCUUUGUUGGAAUAUAAAAUUGAGUGAUCUAUCAAUAAGAAAAUUGUUUAUUUUUUGGUGAUAUUUAACGUAAACCGAAAUGUAAUUUUUCCACAAAAUUUUUGAUUUGUAUAGAUUACGACAUGCCAUACCAAAUGAUUUAUACUUUGUUGUAAAAAAUUUGCUUCAUAUUCUUGUUACGUUCAUCGGGAAUAAAAAAAUGUUUCUAUAGAAAUUUUUUAAGAUGGGACGGAUAGGACGGCCUUGUAAGGUUUCUAAUCGAGAAGCAAUUCUGCUAUUUCAGAAAUAUAUGCAAUAUUUGAAUACCAAUAAUUUUCCUUCGAGUUCUGCAAAAGUUUGGAAAGACAUGAGCAAAGAGCUAAAUGGAAGAUGGAAACCGCAUUCAGUUUAUACACAUGUGACAGAAAAUAAAAAUGUGAAUCUUCAAGCAGCUCGUCAGAACUUGGAUAUAAAUAUCCAACCUCCUAUGUUCAAAACCGUCGAAGAUGUUACCAUUGAGGAAUCAUCAGGGAAUUCUGAGUUGGAUGAAUCAUUUUACCACGAUGACGAGAAUGAAGGCGUUGAUGUUGAUUUCUUCCCUGUAGUUCUUUCACCUACGGAGUGGGAACAAAUAAAGCCCGAGCAGAUUUCUAAUCAAAAAAGGUUAAAAUCAUGGGUUUGGCCAAAUGUAAUCACAAAAGCAUUUUGGAAUAUGUACAAAUUUCCAUGUGCUUUUCUGGGUAAAUGGUCGUACGUGCGCAUAGAACUUGAGGACGUAAAUAAAAAUAAUGUUGAAUCUUCCUCUGAUUUCUAUUUAAAGUUUAAAGGAUUAUGUAAAAGCAAGAAAUUUAGUAACAAAAUUGUUGGUGUUGCCGACAAAAAACCUGUCAAUGGAAAACUACACUUAAUAAUCAGAACACGUGAUACUCGUAAUGAUUAUCAUGAAGAAGUUAAGAGACAUUGAAUGGUCCCGAAAGGAAAAUAAUUGGACGAAAAUUAAAACAAAAAAGAGCCGCAGGAUAUCGGCAAAAAUUACUUGCGGAGAAUAUGGAAUUUGGAGAGAACGAACCACCGUGGGUACAAAAAUGUCAUAUUUACAGACAAGCAAAGAUGGAAAGUAACAAGGAAGAUCUCGGUAUUAAAUUAGGCGAAAAAAUGGAUAUGAUAACAAGCAUCCGUAAUAUGUUACGAGACAUCCGAUACGGCAAUUCUAUCCACGAUAUUGGAGCAAAGAAGUUUUACGUUUUUUACUGCAGCCCAGAACAAAUUUUUGUAGAAAAAGAAUACUGCCGAAUAAAGAAGGGAUUUUCCCGAAUUUGUUUAGAUGCCACGGGUAAAGUGGUAAAAAAGUUUGAAAUUUUUUCAGGGCGAAAAACUGGCCACAUAUUUUUAUACACAAUUACCAUCAAUUUUGAGGGUAAAACUCUUCCUGUGUAUCAAAUGUUGUCAGAAAAACAUGACGCAGAUUUCAUCACGUAUUAGCUUCAAGAAUGGAUUCGAACAUGUAAAGCAACAAUACUAGAUGAAGCUAUAGCUGAUUUAGGACGUGCUUUAUUAUUGGCCAUGUGUGAAGCAUUUAACCGCAUGACACUAAAAGAAUAUGUUGACGUUUUAUUCAAAUGGGCAACGAAAGACAGUCAUAAAAUACCUCGUCCAUUUAACACUCUAAUAAGAGCGGAUGUGGCUCAUUUAAUGGCUGCUGCCGCUAGGUGGAAAUGUAUUAAAGAUCUACGCCAUCCUGCUGUUAAAGGUUUCUAUCUUCGUACAAUUGCUUUAAUGAUUGACUACCAAACGGUGCAAGAGUUUGAACAUGUAUUUCGAUUGACAAGUAUUGUUGCAUUACAUCCUGAUCAAGAUGACAGUGUAAUGGUGUCAGAAAAACAAAUGUCAGUUUUUGAAGCUAGACGCCUUCUGGAGGAGUACAUCAGUGAACGUGGACAGAUUAUCAAGAAAUUAUAGACAUCGAAAGAGAACGUCGAAAUUGAUGACAAAGUAGAAAAUACUUUGAAUUUAGCUGAAGAAAAAGAUAAUGAGAAUUUAACCCUCACUCAUCAAUGGAUCAAAAGGCUUAUUUCCAUUUCAACACCUUCUAAUCAGCAAAAGCAGCUGGAGUGCAAGGCUGUAAAUGGUUUUUAUCUUCCGGAAUUCAUACAGCUACUUGAACGAAUUGCCAAAGAGUUUCCUAUAUGGACUGCAGCAGCUUUUCCUGGCAUACAAUCACAGCUUCUCAAGAAGGAUAUUUUGCUGAAAUGAAGAAAAGAAUUUUCGAAGGUAUUGCUUUACCGUGUUCUGCAAUUCGAUUUUUGAAAGAGCAUAUUAAUGACUUAUAUUCUGGCACUAAUGAGGUAGCAACAAAAUUGAAACAUUUUAAUCACAAUUAUAGGCAGCUGGUACCAACGACGUAUACAUCAGAGAAAGGAUUAGGAUCAGUCUCGCAAAAACCUGCUCGAACUCAACAUUCAACCGCUAAAAGAUCAGAAUCAACUCGGCAAAAAGCUGUUUCAACUUCGUGUUCAUUUGACGAACUAAGAUUCUUGUCGCAAGGACCUGCACCAACUUCAUGUUCAUUUGACAGUGAAUUAGGAAAUUUUUUACAAGAUCCAACUCCAGCUGCAUGUAUAUCAUCAGAUCAACAUUCAGAAUUCUCUCCUCAAAUGUCCGUACCACCGCAAUGUUCAGCAGAUAUUGAAUCUUCAGUACGAAAACCGAUAUUAAAUUCAGCAGACGGAAAAGUAAAAUCCUCAUCGCAAAAGUCAAAUAUACAUAUGAAUUUCGAUUCAAUAAGUUUAUUGCGCGAAAGGGCUCGCAUGGUGAAUGACUCUGAUUUGAAGAGUAGUGAAGCGUGGAAAGGAUUUGUCAAUAAAAAUAGUUUUUUUGCAGACGUUAAUGAACAAAGUCCUGAAAACCAAGAAAAAUCAAAAAAUAUUCAAGAUACUUCUGAAAUUCUUUCUGAAUUACUCGAUUUUGAAAGUAAUAACAACGCAAAUAUUAUUAAUCGAAACUACCUUUAUAUUCCAAACAAUAAUAAUACUCAUAAUUUUCCUACAAAUUAUAAGAAAGACAAACUUUUUGUAAAAAACGAAUCCACACUGACUGCUGAAUUAUUAACGUCAAAACCUAUUUUUACGAGUACGCCAUUAAUCGACCAUAAUUACACGAAAUCAUUAUCAGAUAAGAAAGAAGUAUCAACUGAACUGUAUAAAAGUGACAAGGAAAAUUUGAAUCCAAAAUGUAAGAACAAACCUGCGAAAGUGGGUUUCUAUUUUCAAUCAUAUCCACAAAUACGAUUUCUCAACGAGAGACUGGAUAAUGGAGGAAAACGAGGUUUUCUUUUGAAGAAUGGGCUAAAAUUAGGAAUUAUAAAAGUUAAUAAUAUUGCUGUAGAUCUUCAAAAAACUUGUGGGUUUGAUGCUAUCAUUCAUCUAUUGCAAUUUGGUGCGCUUUAUGAUUCUCAAUAUCAUUUUUGUAUACAGUAUCGACUAAUCGCGCAUUAAAAUUUGUAUGCAAAUUUAUGAAGAUUGGUCCAACUAUAGAGGUGCUUCGUGAACGAAUUAUUCUUUUAAAUGAAUUUUAUCCGCUUGUAAAAGUUUUUGAAGCUCCGUCUAUCAAACCACACAAGUUGAUUGCAGAAGACCUGAUUACUGUGAUAUGGAAGAAUCUUUUUUGUUGUUCCGAACCGACUGAGCCAAGUGCAAUUAGAUCGUCUAAAUGUAACAAUCCGAAAUGUACAUCAUCAUUGCCAAAGGAUAUUGCAUACUUUGAAACAAAUAGCAGAAUAAUCAAUACCAAAGGUAUUCAAGCAUUGCAAGACGCAGUAUUAUUUCAUGAACAUUAUUACAAUAUUAAAUGCCGACAAAAAGAUUGCCCAGGAGUAGUUACUGAGACCACUCGUCCACAUUUCCAUAUCUUUAUUGAUUUUGAUACGAGAACACAUCGCAAAAAACAUGGGCUAAAAUGCAAGUUAGCAGAUGUUCCAGUUACAUUGACUUUUGUAAAACAGUACCGAUUAAUAGGUGUCAUUGAACAUAUUCCUGGUCACUUUAUUGGCUACUGCCGAAAACCUUCAGGACGAUGGUUGAAAUGUGAUGAUAUGCAAUUAAAUGUUGAAGCAUGUGAUGAGACAACCGUAAUUUUAGUAAUCGCGGCUAUUUAUGUAGCUAUGCAAUAUAAUGAGUGCAA
This is a messenger RNA of Solenopsis invicta (red fire ant), 4598 nucleotides long. RefSeq lists its product as uncharacterized. The record is from RefSeq and is a predicted model, not a curated record. The coding region runs from base 2606 to 3913 and encodes 435 amino acids. The transcript is spliced from 5 exons. NCBI's taxonomy places the organism in Eukaryota, Metazoa, Arthropoda, Insecta, Hymenoptera, Formicidae.